AUGCCCCCCACCUCCAAACUGCUCGCCGUCCCCAAGCCUGGUGUUCCUCGCCCCGCCCUCCCUGUUGAGCAUGCCAACCCCCACAUCCGCGCAAUGGACGCGUCCAAACCGCCGCCCGCGGUCAAGUUCCAGGAGAUCGUGAGGGAGGGUCAGGCCACUAUCGUCGGCCGCGUCAAGAUCCCCACUCCCAACGGCGGCCACGCCUUUAUCCUCCGCCGGCUGGACACGGGCGCGAUCUCCGUGACCACCAUGUUCCGCGCCGCGUUCCCCACCGCUACCGAGGAGGCAGAAAAGGUCGAGACGAACUGGAUCAAGACCGCCUUCGACAUCUCCGGCGCGAACAAGUCGGGCAAAGCUCGCUUCGCCGGCACUUGGGUCACCCCCGACGUCGCGCGGGCCCUCGCCGACGGCUACUACCUCCAGGCCAUCAUCGACUCGCUUGCCAACGCCGUCCCCGACCCCCAGACCACCUUCCGCCGGUCCAAGAACCAGCAGCCGACGCCCACCGCAUCCCCCGUCGCCGAGCCUGGCCCCGCACCCGCCAAACGGCGGCGGGAAGCGUCUCCAGCCUCGCCAGCGAUACCUCCCCCCGCCCCGGCGCCACCCCCUGAAGCCCAGACCUCACCGAGCAAGCCCCGCAUGGCGACGUCGCCCAACCCACGACGGUCUGCACGCCUGAAGAGCCCGCCGGUGGAGUCACAGACCCAACCGCUCGUUGUGCCCGUCCAGAAGUCUCCACUCAAGACACCUCGGGGACGGAAAACGGCGCGCGACGAGAUGCCGACGCCGUCGGGGUCGGACGAGACUGCGGUCGACGAGGACGCAGAGGCGGCGAAGGUGGCAGAGCCGAAGAUGCACGAGGAUGUGCAGGAACAGAAGGAGCUGAUCGCCAGGCUUAAGGCCGAGCGUGUCGCACAGGCGAAAAAGCAGGCGGCAGGCGACGAGGAGAUGACGGAGGAGGACGCUGGGAGCAAGCGUUCACGCGAAGAGGAGUCGGCCCAGUACAAGUUCAACUUCAAGGAACCGGGAGAAAGUGAGGUCGGCGAGCGGGCGAUUGCGACGAACAGCAGGGUGGGUCUCCUGGGGCGGAUGCCGCCAGAGCGCAAGUCGCUCUUGUGGGGCUCGCUCGCAUUUGCGGCCGGUAUGGGUGCCAUAACGUUCUUGCCCAACCUGCAGGCUAUGCUCUUCUAG
Epithele typhae is the source of this 1191-nucleotide messenger RNA. RefSeq lists its product as uncharacterized. Gene Ontology annotation, cellular component: nuclear membrane complex Bqt3-Bqt4. Bases 1 to 1191 code for a protein of 396 amino acids. The transcript is spliced from 5 exons. The record is from RefSeq and is a predicted model, not a curated record. Lineage: Eukaryota; Fungi; Basidiomycota; Agaricomycetes; Polyporales; Epitheliaceae. Gene Ontology annotation, molecular function: DNA binding. Gene Ontology annotation, biological process: meiotic attachment of telomere to nuclear envelope; mitotic telomere tethering at nuclear periphery.